CGCAGCUGGCCCCGGCUGUGUGGGCUCGCGGCUCUUGACAGAUGGAGCUGCUCUGACUCGGGAUCGGCGCUGACAGCAUUUCGGACGUUGAGGGGAAAAAACAAAACAAAUCAGGACGGAAAUCCGGGUUUCCAUCUGCAAUGACAAACGAACAGAGCGAAAAUGGAGAAAACUCGACGAACUCGCAGAGCGAAAUGCUGAUCAACCAGCUGAGGGAGAUCACUGGCAUCCAGGACCCACAGAUCCUCUACAGAGCCUUGACUGCCAGUCAGGGUGAUGUUGGACAUGCAGUUGGACUGCUAACAGCACAGCCCGCAGAGCUUCAGGAUCCUGGAGAACCUCAGGAGUCAGGGAACCCUGGAGAGGCCUGGGAGGGCCAGAAAGGGAUUCCUAAAGAUGAACUGCAGACCGCCAUCGAACUCAGCCUGCAGGAGUCCCAUAACGCCCAGGAGGAGGAGAGAGAAUUUCACAGGGCUCUGGAGGCCAGUGCCGAGGAGAGCGCAGCGAGAAUGAAGAGGAAGCGAUGCGAAGCCCAGAGCGACAUGUGCAGCCCCUCGGACUGGGUACGCCAGGGCGAGUGGCCUGUGGGCAUCCGCAACGUGGGCAACACCUGCUGGUUCAGCGCCGUCAUACAGUCAUUGUUCCACCUGCCUGUGUUCAGGAGGCUGGUGCUCAACUACCACCUGACUGAGCGACUGCUGGAGAAGUGUAAGAGCCACUCAGACAAAAGGAACAUCGCUUUCAUGCAGGAGCUGCGCUGCCUCUUUGCCCUCAUGGUGGGCUCCACCCGCAGGUUUGUAGAUCCCUCUGCUGCCGUGGAGUUACUGAGAGAAGCCUUCAGGACCAAUGAGGCCCAGCAGGAUGUCAGCGAGUUUUCCCACAAACUGCUCGACUGGCUCGAAGAUGCAUUUCAGUUGGCUGCCAGUGGAAAUAACGCGGAAGACAAACAGAAAAACCCCAUGGUGCAGCUCUUCUAUGGCACGUUUGUGACAGAGAGAAGACAUGAAGGUAACACGUUUUGCAACACGGAGCAGUUUGGCCAGUAUCCACUUCAAGUCAACGGCUUCAACAACCUGGAUGAAUGUCUCGAAGGAGCGAUGGUCGAGAAGGAGAUCGAGUCUGUCCAUUCGGAUCACGGUGUCACAUCCGGUCGUGAGAGAUGGUUCAAAAAGUUACCGCCAGUCCUGACGUUCGAGCUGUCGAGGUUUGAGUUCAACACCCAGCUCGGUCGUCCGGAGAAGAUCCACAAGAAGCUGGAGUUCCCGCAGAUCAUUUACAUGGACAGAUAUCUUCAUAAAAACAUAAAGCAGACCAAUGAGAGAAGAAGUGAAGUGAAAAGACUUAAGGAGCAACUGGCAGUCCUUCAGCAGAAAUUUGAGUGCUACAAAAACUACGGCUCGGGACCGAGCAAGUAUCCUCUGGCGGACAUGUUGCAGUUUGUGUUGGAGUUUGCGACCACCAAGCCCACGAAUCUAUCCCCAGCUGAAGAUCUGAGACUCGCGGCAUCUUCACCGACUCCUGCAAACCACCCUCUAAGUGAACCCGUCUCCAGCAGUGAACCAGCGGACACAGACUCACCUGACGGCCUGCUUUCCGGUGUUUCCAGUUGCCAGCGGACGCCGAUAUACAAGCCCUUCACGCAGUGCAGACACCCGGUGGACUGCUCGCCGCACCCGGCGCCGCACAGCGUCACCGACGAGGAGCUGCACUUUGUGAAGACCUGCCUGCAGCGCUGGAGGACGGAAGUGGAGAGCGACAUAAGCGAGCUGAAGGCCAACAUCGACAGGCUCUCGCAGAAACUGGAGGGCAUCUACGCGGACAACAGUCUCUGCCAGGUUCCCUACAGACUCCACGCUGUGCUCGUGCACGAAGGCCAGGCGUCGGCGGGCCACUACUGGGCCUACAUCUACGACCACGGCAACCAGCGCUGGAUGAAGUACAACGACAUCUGCAUCACCGAGUCGGCGUGGGAGGAGCUGGAGCGGGACUCGUUCGGCGGCAUGACCAACGCCAGCGCCUACUGCCUGAUGUACAUCGACGACCGGCUGCCCUACCUCAUCACAGAAGACACCGAUGACGAGACAGGCCAGGUGCUGCAUGGCAUGGACUCCCUGCCGCCCGUCCUCAAACGCUUCGUCCAUGAAGAUAACCGCUGGUUCCAGCAGGAGCUCAGUGAAUGGGAAGAGCAGUUCUGUCAGACGGCAACGCCACAGGAGGAGUCCGCUGCUGCUGCUGCUGCUGCUUCUGCAGAGUCGCCUGAUCCUGGACCCGACAGUGCAGAGCAACAACCUGUUGAGCCAGCACCUCAGUCAGGACCCAGCAGUGAAGAGCUGGACCAGGGAGCUGCUUCAGAACCACAACCAGAUCCAGAAGUGGAGAAGGAUCCGGAGCCAGAACCGGAAGAGAAGCCUGAAGAGGAAUCAGAGUUAACGCCGCCGCCGCCGCCGUCACAGAGCGAUGGCUGCCAGCCAGACGACAGCGGCAGUGCAGCAGCAGUCACCGACACCACGGCGUCGAAUCAGAGCUCCGCUCCAGCCGAGAAGGAGACGCAGGAGAGUCAGACGCCUGAUCCCGAAGCAGAGCUUAGCAGCCAGGAGUCGUCUGACCUCCACGAGGAUAAAGGAGACGCUGAGGCGACGGGCUGCAGCUCGGAAAAAACAGAAGGAGAGCCGGAGGCUCCGAGAGAAAAUCCUGAGCGUGAGGCUGAGCAGGAGGGCGAGGGGGAGGAGGCGCAGCAGCAGCAGCAGCAGCAGGAAGUCCCAGCGAGACCACGACGGACCGAGAACGAGGUCUCGGAAGUGGAGAUCCCCAACGUGGGCAGGAUCAUGGUGAGAGCGGAUGCUGAUGGAUACAACGAAGAGAUGAUGCUGACUCCAGCGAUGCAGGGUGUGAUUCUGGCCAUAGCCAAGGCCCGACAGAUUUUUGACAGCGAAGGCCCCGAGGCGGGCCUCAUCAAGGCUUUCCACGAGGAGUAUUGUCGCCUGCAUGAACUCUCCGAGGAGGAGGCGACGCCUCAGGAGGACGCUCGUCUGCAGCACUCUCUCGUCUACUUCUUCCAGAACGAGGCGCCCAAGCGCGUCAUCGAGAGGACGCUGCUGGAGCAGUUCACGGACCGCAACCUGAGCUUCGACGAGAGGGGCAUCAGUAUCAUGAGGGAAGCCCGUGCCAAGCUGCGCCUCAUCAAGCCAGAAGACAUGGACAUGGAUGAAUAUCUGCAGUGGCACGAUGAAUACAGGCUGUUCAGGACGGUGUUCGUCUACCUGCUCACGGGGCUGGAGCACUACCAACACGGGAAAAUGAAGGAGGCGCUGACGUACCUGGCGCACGCGUACGAGACCAACGCCAGCCUGCUGAAGAACGGCGCGAAGCGCGGCGUGGACAAGUCUCUGAUUGCAGUUUACAGGAGGAAAUGUCUCACUACGUUGAACGAGAGCGCGUCGCGGCUGUUCGGCAGCGGCGAGGAGAGCAAAGUGGAGGAGGGCGUCGCCAUCAUGGACGACGCCGUCAUCCCCUGCCUCCACCUGAUGAGCCGCGACUCGGCUUUGUCCCAGGACGACCGGGACGCCAUGGAGAGCAUCCGCAGCCACUGGUGCUGCUGUCUGGGCCAAGACAUGGAGGACUCGCUGCAGGUGAAGCUGGGUGAGUUGCUUCCCAGGGUCCUGGACGGCACGUCGGAGACCGUGGUGCUCAAAGACCCCCCUAAAGUCCACGUGAACCAGGCCCACGACCUGUGCAGUCGCCUGGCGGCCGUCAUGGAGUCCCUUCACAACACCACGAUAGUCACCGUCAAGUAAAGUCCGAAAUGAAACCUCCUUCUGCCGUGCGCUGCCACUGCGAGCGCCGCGGACGAUAGACUGUUGGGACUGUGGGGAUGAGACAUUGGUUUAGUUUUUACUCGGCUCUUUUUUUAUCAGCUGGUUUUGGUUUUGCACAUAAACAUGAUUUUGACAUGUCAAGAAAAGCACUCGUUAGGGAUUCAUUUAAGGAUUGAUCAUGGCUGUCACACGAUGACUACGUGCUCAUUGCAACAGCAUUGCCAUAUCAAGACAUUAAAGCUUUUUGAGUUCAUUUCUAAUCAUGCUUAAAAAAAAUCUACUUGAAAGUCUAAUUUUGAAGAAGCUCCCUUUUCUAAAAAAACAAAAAAAAAUAUUAGCAGUAUCUUCUAUGACCUGCAGAAGUGGCAGCCUGUGACAUC
Molecule: messenger RNA, 4195 nt
Organism: Solea solea (common sole)
Lineage: Eukaryota; Metazoa; Chordata; Actinopteri; Pleuronectiformes; Soleidae
Gene: usp28
Product: ubiquitin specific peptidase 28
Exons: 26
Coding region: 141-3794 (1217 amino acids)
Biological process (GO): regulation of protein stability; DNA damage checkpoint signaling; protein deubiquitination
Cellular component (GO): cytosol; nucleus
Molecular function (GO): cysteine-type endopeptidase activity; protein binding; cysteine-type deubiquitinase activity
Source: RefSeq, a predicted model, not a curated record